AGCCUUUUGUAUUACCUUUCUUAUUUGGAACAUUUCCUUAUCUAUCUUCACCUCCAUCUUUUAACAGUUCCCCUCGAAACUUCUGAAGAUGGGUGGCAUUGCAUUCGGACGCUUGGAUGAUUCUUUCAGUUUAACCUCAAUCAAGGCCUAUAUUGCUGAGUUCCAUUCAACCUUGCUCUUUGUUUUUGCCGGUGUUGGUUCAGCCAUAGCCUAUGGUAAGUUGACAUCAGAUGCAGCACUUGAUCCUGCUGGGUUACUGGCAGUUGCUAUUUGCCACGGUUUUGCACUCUUUGUUGCAGUUUCUGUUGGUGCCAACAUCUCUGGUGGCCAUGUCAACCCUGCUGUGACUUUUGGAUUGGCUCUUGGUGGCCACAUCACCAUCCUCACUGGCUUCUUCUACUGGAUUGCGCAGCUUCUUGGCUCCAUCGUGGCAUGUUUUCUUCUCAACUAUGUCACAGGAGGCUUGCCAACUCCAAUCCACAGUGUGGCUUCUGGGGUUGGAGCUGUUGAAGGAGUUGUGACCGAGAUCAUCAUCACAUUUGGUUUGGUGUACACAGUGUAUGCCACAGCAGCAGACCCUAAGAAGGGAUCAUUGGGAACCAUUGCACCAAUUGCCAUUGGUUUCAUUGUUGGUGCCAACAUCUUGGCAGCAGGGCCAUUCUCUGGCGGCUCGAUGAACCCGGCACGCUCCUUUGGGCCUGCAGUUGUUAGUGGUGACUUCCAUGACAACUGGAUCUACUGGGUUGGACCUCUUAUUGGUGGUGGUUUGGCUGGCCUUAUCUACGGCAAUGUCUUCAUUCGCUCUGACCAUGCACCUCUUUCCAGUGAAUUUUGAUCUGAUUCAAGUCAUGGCCUUUGUAAUUCAUGUUUCUUGAUAAUAAAAGGAGGAAAAGCAGUUCUUGCUUUUCUUUCUUUUUCUAUCUCUCUCUUUUUUUUUUCUCUCCAUUCUAUGCUUUUUUUUUUCUUCUCUUAAUUUAUUUGUAAAGUGUGCUACUACUGUUUAAUUUGGUGAGAAUUCAAGAGGUUGGUGGUGUGCAGAAGUGCUUUAUAUAUAAUUAUCUGGGGUUUACUUUUUUGGCUUUCCUUUUAA
Glycine soja is the source of this 1090-nucleotide messenger RNA. RefSeq names its product aquaporin TIP2-1-like. Gene Ontology annotation, molecular function: water channel activity. Bases 89 to 835 code for a protein of 248 amino acids. The record is from RefSeq and is a predicted model, not a curated record. Gene Ontology annotation, biological process: transmembrane transport; water transport. Lineage: Eukaryota; Viridiplantae; Streptophyta; Magnoliopsida; Fabales; Fabaceae. The transcript has 3 exons. Gene Ontology annotation, cellular component: membrane.